UGAAAGCGGAGGGCCGGGGCGGGGGGCGGGCGGCCAUCUUGGGAGCCGGCCCGAAGGCGCCAGCCAUCCCCCGGGUCUGAUCCCCAAGCACGCCAUGGGCGGAGGACACUGAGCCGCCACCAUGAUCGGAGGGCUGUUCAUCUACAACCACAAAGGGGAGGUGCUCAUCUCCCGCGUCUACCGGGAUGACAUCGGGCGGAAUGCGGUGGACGCCUUUCGGGUAAACGUGAUCCACGCCCGGCAGCAGGUGCGCUCCCCCGUCACCAACAUCGCCCGCACGAGCUUCUUCCACGUCAAGCGGUCCAACAUCUGGCUGGCCGCCGUCACCAAGCAGAAUGUCAACGCCGCCAUGGUCUUCGAGUUCCUCUACAAGAUGUGCGACGUCAUGGCCGCCUACUUCGGCAAGAUCAGCGAGGAGAACAUCAAGAAUAACUUCGUGCUCAUCUACGAGCUGCUGGACGAGAUCCUGGAUUUUGGCUACCCACAGAAUUCGGAGACGGGGGCCUUGAAAACCUUCAUCACUCAGCAGGGCAUCAAGAGCCAGCAUCAGACAAAGGAGGAGCAGUCCCAGAUCACCAGCCAGGUGACGGGGCAGAUCGGCUGGCGGCGAGAGGGCAUCAAAUAUCGUCGCAACGAGCUCUUCUUGGAUGUGCUGGAGAGCGUCAACCUGCUCAUGUCCCCUCAGGGGCAGGUGCUGAGCGCCCACGUGUCUGGGCGUGUCGUGAUGAAGAGCUAUCUGAGUGGCAUGCCGGAGUGCAAGUUCGGAAUGAACGACAAGAUCGUUAUCGAGAAGCAGGGCAAGGGCACAGCCGACGAGACGGGCAAGAGCGGGAAGCAGUCCAUCGCCAUCGACGACUGCACGUUUCAUCAGUGUGUCCGGCUCAGCAAGUUCGAUUCGGAGCGAAGCAUCAGCUUCAUCCCACCCGAUGGAGAGUUCGAGCUCAUGAGGUACCGGACGACCAAGGACAUCAUCUUGCCUUUCCGCGUGAUUCCGCUGGUUCGGGAGGUGGGCCGCACCAAGCUGGAGGUCAAGGUGGUCAUCAAGUCCAACUUCAAGCCCUCCUUGCUGGCGCAGAAGAUCGAGGUGCGGAUCCCGACGCCGCUGAACACCAGCGGGGUGCAGGUGAUCUGCAUGAAGGGGAAGGCCAAAUACAAAGCCAGUGAAAACGCCAUCGUCUGGAAAAUCAAGCGCAUGGCAGGCAUGAAGGAAUCUCAGAUCAGCGCCGAAAUCGAGCUGCUCCCCACGAACGACAAGAAGAAGUGGGCCCGGCCUCCCAUCUCCAUGAACUUCGAGGUGCCGUUUGCGCCCUCGGGCCUGAAGGUGCGCUACCUGAAGGUGUUCGAGCCGAAGCUGAACUACAGCGACCACGACGUCAUCAAAUGGGUGCGCUACAUCGGCCGCAGCGGCAUCUACGAGACGCGCUGCUAGCCGCCCGCGGCCCGGCCCGGGUGGUCCCCGGGGAGGGGCGGGGGCCCCCCCGACGCCACCGUGUCCCCUCCCCGUCGGUGUCUCCUCCGUACUGCAUCGCUGCACUCCCCCCGCUUCCCCCGACCCCCACACAGCCCCCCUAGACUAGGCCUGGACCUCCCGCCCUCCCCGGAGCAGGACCUGGGGAGCAGUCGUCUCUCCGUCCCGGCCCGUCCGGGCUUCCGUUUUGAGUUUUGCGACCAAAGCCGCGUGCGGGGGGGGCCGUGGGACUGGGCCUGUAGGAGGGGGCUGGAGCCCCUCAUCUCUGCACCCCUCAAAAGGCCAGUAACAUUCCCCCCCCCGCCCCGUCUCCCCCUUCCCUCCCCCCUGCUUCGGGAUAGUGUGAGCUCCAUUUUGUACACGUGUGACUCGUCCAGUUAUCGGCUCAAUAAACCCUGUAGAGCGAA
Molecule: messenger RNA, 1875 nt
Organism: Tachyglossus aculeatus (Australian echidna)
Lineage: Eukaryota; Metazoa; Chordata; Mammalia; Monotremata; Tachyglossidae
Gene: AP2M1
Product: adaptor related protein complex 2 subunit mu 1
Exons: 12
Coding region: 122-1429 (435 amino acids)
Biological process (GO): clathrin-dependent endocytosis; intracellular protein transport
Cellular component (GO): cytoplasmic vesicle; AP-2 adaptor complex
Molecular function (GO): clathrin-cargo adaptor activity
Source: RefSeq, a predicted model, not a curated record